ACUCUAUAUAGCGUGUCCAUGAUGGUGACUCGCAGAACCUCUUGAAUACUCAUCUUAGUAACCUCAAACUCCAAACUAGAGAAUCGAAGAAGAAAUCGUGUGUUUGUUUCAUAUAUUCGUGUAUAAAAUAAGUGACUAAAAUGCCGGAAAGCACCAAAACAGAAACAAAACCGGUUAAAGAAGUGAAGAACGGAAAAGAAGACGAUAAAAAUGAACUGUCAGAAGAAGAUAAACUUCUACAGGAAGAAUUAACUUUGCUCGUGGAGCGCCUGCAGGAUGCUAACACCAAACUGCACUAUCCUGCCUUAGAAUCCUUGCGUUCGCAUAUUCGUGCAUCAACAACAUCAAUGACAAGUGUUCCGAAGCCAUUGAAAUUUAUGCGACCUCACUAUGAUACUAUGAAAAACAUACAUGAAAAAAUGACCAAUGUAAAAAAUAAGGAAUUAUGUUCAGACGUUAUUUCCGUUUUGGCAAUGACAAUGGGUGAGGGCCGGGAGUGUUUAAAAUAUAGACUAACAGGCUCCGCACUGGCAAUUGGUGAAUGGGGACAUGAAUAUGUUAGACAUUUAUCAGGAGAACUAGCAGGAGAAUGGGACGAGGUAACAGGUGACAACGUUGAAGCAACGAACAAGAAACUUAUCGCUCUGGUGCACGAGAUUGUACCCUACAACAUGGCACAUAAUGCAGAAACAGAAGCAUGUGACCUCCUAAUGGAGAUUGAGAGGUUGGACUUGCUAGAACAGUACGUUGAUGAAAGUGCUUAUCAGCGAGUAUGUCUUUAUCUUACGAGUUGCGUAUCAUAUGUAGCUGAUCCAGAGAACAGCACCCUUCUUCAUGUCGCCUGCAAGUUAUAUCGUAAAUUUGGUCAAUAUCCGCAAGCAAUUAGGCUGGCGAUGCAACUGAACGAUUUGCCACUUAUUGAAUCGAUCUUCACAAACUGUCGAGACCUUUCUGUGCAAAAGCAACUAGCCUUUAUGCUAGGUCGUCAGCAAAUCUUCCUGGAACUACAUGAAGCUACGAUAGAAGACGAUGAUCUCUUUGAGAUAAUGUCUAACUCCCACUUGAACAAUCACUUCCUGAACUUGGCACGUGAAUUGGAUAUAAUGGAGCCAAAGACACCUGAGGAUGUCUAUAAAUCUCAUUUGGAGAACUCGCGACCACCAUAUGGUGGUGGUCAAGUUGAUUCAGCACGGCAGAAUCUUGCAGCAAGUUUCGUCAACGGUUUUGUAAACGCUGCAUUUGGCCACGAUAAACUGUUGAUUGAGGACGGUAACAAAUGGCUGUAUAAAAACAAGGAGCAUGGCAUGCUGAGUGCGACUGCAUCUCUAGGUCUGAUCUUACUAUGGGAUGUCGAUGGUGGCCUGACGCCGAUCGAUAAAUAUUUAUAUUCGUCGGAAGACUAUAUCAAGUCUGGCGCUCUAUUGGCUUUUGGAAUUGUCAAUUGCGGCGUCAGAAACGAGUGUGAUCCUGCCUUGGCUCUGCUUUCUGAUUACGUGUUGCAUAGUAGCAACACUAUGCGCAUUGGCGCCAUUGUCGGUCUUGGUAUUGCGUACGCCGGUUCAAACAGAGAAAGCGUGUUAGGUUUGCUGACACCGGUUCUCAGUGACACCAAGUCGAGCUGGGAAGUCUUAGGUAUGACUGGUUUAGCAUUAGGAAUGGUUGCUGCUGGUUCUUGUAACGCUUAUGUCACUACAGCGAUUAUGCACACAUUAAUGGAUAAGUCGGAAUCUGAUCUCAAAGAUACAUAUGCGCGAUUUUUGGCACUUGGUUUGGGAUUGUGCUUCCUAGGUAAACAGGAAGCGGCAGAAGCAAUCAUAGCAGCUUUAGAGAUCGUUCAUGAGCCAUUCAGGUCGAUGUCGACAACACUGGUGGAGGUAUGUGCAUAUGCUGGUACAGGAAAUGUCCUCAAGAUCCAACACUUGUUGCACAUCUGUUCAGAACACUAUGAAUCAAGCAACGAGAAGGAGGAAAAAAGCGAGCGUAAGGACAAAGAUAAGAAAGAGGAGAAGAAGGAAGAGAAAGAGAAAGAUCUCAGUUCCAGACAGGCUAUCGCCGUUCUUGGCAUUGCCCUGAUCGCUAUGGGAGAGGAGAUUGGUGCCGAGAUGGCUUACAGAACCUUUGGCCACUUGCUACGUUAUUGCGAACCCGUGAUUCGCCGCUCGGUACCACUCGCCCUGGGUCUUAUCUCUGUAUCGAAUCCAAAACUAAACAUCUUGGAUACGCUGUCAAAGUUCUCGCACGACAGUGAUCCCGAGGUAGCGCACAACGCAAUAUUUGCCAUGGGACUGGUCGGUGCCGGCACGAAUAACGCGCGAUUAGCCGCCAUGCUGAGACAGCUGGCUCAAUUCCACGCGAAAGAUCCCAACAAUCUCUUCAUGGUGCGCAUCGCACAAGGCUUAACGCAUCUGGGUAAGGGUACGCUCACCCUAUCGCCUUAUCAUAGUGACAGACAGCUGCUCAGUCCUGUUGCUCUAGCCGGUCUUCUGUCGACGCUAAUCGGUUUCCUGGACGUAAAAAACAUUAUUCUCGGACGUUCACAUUACCUCUUGUAUACGCUGGCUGCUGCAAUGCAACCCAGAAUGCUAGUAACAUUCGAUGAGGACCUGAAUCCACUGGCUGUACCAGUAAGAGUUGGACUUGCCGUCGAUGUUGUCGGCCAAGCGGGCAAACCGAAGACCAUCACAGGCUUUCAAACGCACACCACUCCGGUGUUGUUGGCAUAUGGUGAGAGAGCUGAACUUGCAACUGAGGAAUAUGUACCACUAACACCAAUUAUGGAAGGUUUUGUAAUCUUAAGAAAAAAUCCAGACUUUAUACCUUAGUCAUAAAUUUUGUCGAUCAUCAAUGUACCUCGUACUGAAUUACUUAUAAGACAGAAUAAUAUAAUAAAAGUAUCUCAUUUCAUUUUACG
Messenger RNA from Trachymyrmex cornetzi, 2911 nucleotides. RefSeq names its product regulatory particle non-ATPase 1 (gene Rpn1). The coding region runs from base 141 to 2822 and encodes 893 amino acids. Gene Ontology annotation, molecular function: enzyme regulator activity. Gene Ontology annotation, biological process: regulation of protein catabolic process; proteasome-mediated ubiquitin-dependent protein catabolic process. The record is from RefSeq and is a predicted model, not a curated record. The transcript is spliced from 5 exons. NCBI's taxonomy places the organism in Eukaryota, Metazoa, Arthropoda, Insecta, Hymenoptera, Formicidae. Gene Ontology annotation, cellular component: proteasome storage granule; nucleus; proteasome regulatory particle, base subcomplex.